GUUGCGCCUCCCCGUCUUAACUCCCUCCGCUUCCUCGCGCAUUUCAUUCCAUUCCAUACCAUUCCAUUCCAUUCCCCCGAGAAGAUCUUGCCCCGCUCCUCUCCGCUGCGCCGUCCCGAGAUGGCAACCGUGGCCAGGUCCCCGUCGCCGGCCGCGGCCAGGCCCUGCCCCGCCAUGCGGCGGAGCGCCGACUCCAACCCCUUCAAGCCCGCCGAUUGCCCCUCGCAGAGGAGCUCCAGCUCCAAGGGCGGCGGCGGCGGCUGCGGGUGCCACCACGCCUCCUCGCCCUCGCCGCGGCGGAGGUCGCUCUCCUCCUCCUUCGGGGAGAAGGAGAACGAGCCGCGGGACCACGCGGCUCGGACCCCCAAGCCCGCGGCGCGCUCUGGCGGCCCCAAGAACUUCAUGGCGCCCACCAUCUCCGCCGCCUCCAAGGCCGCCUCGCCCAGGAACAGCACCAGCAAGGUGCUCGGGGAGCGCAACCACGACACGCCCCACCUCGCGCCCUUCUCCCCCGCCAACCUCGCGCACAAGCCCAAGCCCGACCCGCGCCGCCUCCGCCUCUCCUUCGACGCCCCUCCCGCUCCCGCCGGAGACGACGACGGCGCGGGGGUGGAGGAUCCCGUGCGCGCGGAGCGCAGUCUGCGGCACUCGUUCGAGGCACCUCCCGCGCCCGCCGCAUGGCACGGCCCGCUCGCUGGAGACGACGACGACGACGCGGGGAUGGAGGAUCCCGUUGGCGUGCGCGUGGGCGUGGGCCACCAGCUCGCGGCGGCCGAUCCGGUGGACGCGGAGCCGUCCCGGGCGGCCCUGUACGACCCCAAGACCAACUACACUUCGCCGCGGCCGCGGUUCCUCCACUACAAGCCCAACCCGCGCGUCGACAUCUACGGGCACAGCCGCGCUGGCGUCAGGCGCCUCGAGGACGGCUUCGCCUCCGCCUCCGCCUCCGCCUCCGAGAGCAGCGACGAAACCGACGCCACUGCCACCACGGAGGACGACCUCACGGAGGAGGAGCAAGAGCAAGCACAGCAGAAUCACCUGCCAGGGGAGCAGCCAGCUCUCGCCGCUCCAUCUGAGGCCGCCGAGGCUCGCGUCCUGGCGCCAGAGCCCGCGCCGGGUUCGCCGCCGCCUCCUCUGCUGCUGUCAUCAUCGGCUCCAGCUGCGGUGACUCCCGAGCCGGCUCGCGUCUCUGCACCGGAGCCGAGGGCGACUCCUCCGCGAGCUCGUGCACUGACGCCGGAGCCGAAGCCUGGGAUGCGAGCUCCAGCGAAGAAGAGGUCCUCGUUGAGGUUCCUGCUUCCCGUCGCUUUCGUUCUGUUCAUGUCUGCUGCUUCCGUGUGCGUGCUGCUGCAACCAGAUUCUCCGAUCAUGUCAAACACCGCCUUGUCGAGGGCGGCGUCCAGCUUUCUUUCAGUUCAAGAAUCACACCCUGUGGAGUUGGCUGCUUGGCUCAAGCAAUGAGGAACAAGGAUGAUGAGGCGAUGACACCGGUCCGACGCUCCAGCAGGCUGCGGAGUGUCAAGUCACCCGAGGCCGAGUCUAGUUAGUUAGUGCUCUGACUAACUACCAUUCAGGGCACCUAACUCGUCGUAGCUGCUGCUUGCCCAGUUCCACGCACCUUGUUAGACAGACACAGCUUUCUGCUGUCAUUUUCUGCAAAAUUGAUUGGUAACUAGUAGUAGGAUUUAUGUUUGUGGUUUGAGAUUGCUUAGAUCUGCAUAAGUGAUUGUGGACAAUUCCCUUGUAUUGCUUCUCUGAUUGAGAUGAAUAUUCUUAUCAAACUCUGCUGGUGUUGUGUUUCA
Triticum aestivum (bread wheat) is the source of this 1802-nucleotide messenger RNA. Its product is annotated as serine/arginine repetitive matrix protein 1. The record is from RefSeq and is a predicted model, not a curated record. The transcript is spliced from 3 exons. Lineage: Eukaryota; Viridiplantae; Streptophyta; Magnoliopsida; Poales; Poaceae. Bases 121 to 1461 code for a protein of 446 amino acids.